Talpa occidentalis (Iberian mole) is the source of this 4025-nucleotide messenger RNA. RefSeq names its product collagen type XXVIII alpha 1 chain (gene COL28A1). The coding region runs from base 175 to 3621 and encodes 1148 amino acids. The record is from RefSeq and is a predicted model, not a curated record. Gene Ontology annotation, molecular function: serine-type endopeptidase inhibitor activity. NCBI's taxonomy places the organism in Eukaryota, Metazoa, Chordata, Mammalia, Eulipotyphla, Talpidae. The transcript has 36 exons.
GAUCGAAAAGCAAAGAUAAUUUCUAUUUCCCACAAAAGAGAACAAUAUCAAAUACCCAGCUCCAUCCCCAAAUAAUGGUAUUUGCUGUUAAUAUUUGCUUAACCACUCUUUAAUUCCUGUUUGACAGACUUCAUAAGGUGCUACAAGGCAGAUGAUUUUUCACCAUCUACCAUAAUGUGGAACAGACAUUUUGUCUUUCAUCUCCUGCUUUUGCCAGCUUUUAUGAGUCCAACAAUAUAUGGACAGAGAAAGAAAGGAUCAAAGGCAAAUUUACUUACGAGGAAAAAAGACCUCCAGGACUCCACUUGCUUCAUAGAUAUUGUCUUCAUUGUGGACAGCUCUGAAAGUGCUAAAAUUGAUCUUUUUGAUAAACAGAAAGAUUUUGUGAACAAUUUGAGUGACAAGAUUUUCCAAUUGACCCCGGCUCGCUCCUUGAAAUAUGACAUCAAACUGGCAGCCCUUCAGUUUAGCAGUUCAGUCCAAAUUGAUCCACCAUUUUCUUCUUGGAAGGAUCUGCAGACUUUUAAACAGAAGGUCAAGUCUAUGAAUUUCAUUGGGCAAGGUACCUUCUCUUAUUAUGCCAUCUCGAAUGCCACUAGGUUACUUAAAAGAGAAGGGCGUAAAGAUGGUUUGAAAGUGGCUUUGCUGAUGACUGAUGGCAAAGACCAUCCAAAGAAUCCAGAUGUUGAAAAUAUUUCUGAAGAUGCCAGAAAGGCAGGAAUAUUACUUAUCACCAUUGGGCUUUCCACUGUAGUCAAUGAAGCCAAACUUCGUUUGAUAUCUGGAGAUGCAUCCGAUGAACCCAUUCUACUCUUGAGUGAUACAAACCUUGUAGAUAAAAUUCAGGAUCGCCUGGAUAUCUUAUUUGAAAAGAAGUGUGAACAAAAGAUUUGUGAAUGUGAGAAGGGGGAUCCAGGAGAUCCAGGACUUCCUGGUACACAUGGAAACCCAGGUAUUAAAGGUGAGCGAGGACCAAAAGGAAACCCGGGUGAUGCUCAAAAGGGGGAGCCUGGAGAAAAAGGCCCAGGGGGAAGUCCUGGGUACAAGGGUGAGAAGGGUGAACGUGGAGAAUGUGGUAAACCAGGAAUAAAAGGUGACAAAGGAUCCUUAGGGCCAUAUGGACCAAAGGGACCCAGAGGACUUCAGGGCAUUAGUGGACCUCCAGGGGAUCCAGGGCCGAAGGGAUUUCAAGGCAAUAAGGGUGAGCCAGGUCCUCCUGGUCCUUAUGGUCCUCCUGGAGCCCCUGGAAUUGGACAGCAAGGUAUUAAGGGAGAAAGGGGCCAGGAAGGAAGAACAGGAGCUCCAGGUCCAACUGGAGUUGGUGAGCCUGGUCAACCAGGUCCUCGUGGUCUUGAAGGAGCACCAGGAGAGAGGGGCAUACCCGGAGAAGGAUUUCCAGGGCCAAAGGGUGAAAAAGGUUCUGAAGGACCAAUUGGCCCACAAGGAUUACAAGGCCUAUCAAUUAAAGGGGACAAGGGGGAUUUGGGACCUGUGGGGCCUCAAGGACCAAUGGGAACCCCUGGAAUUGGGAGUCAAGGGGAACAGGGAAUCCAAGGACCUGUUGGUCCACCUGGUCCUCAAGGACCCCCAGGACAAGGCUCACCUGGUCCCAAGGGAGAAGUAGGCCAGACAGGACCUACAGGUCCGAGGGGACCAGUGGGAGUUGGAGUACAAGGUCCAAAGGGGGCGCCAGGCUCAACGGGGUUUCCAGGACAGCCAGGAGUACCAGGGGAAGAUGGAGCCCCAGGAAAGAAGGGAGAAGCAGGGCUUCCGGGACCAAGAGGCCCAGAAGGACCACCUGGGAAGGGAAACCCAGGUUCCAAGGGUGAUGAAGGAAAAAAAGGGAGCAAAGGAAAUCAAGGACAGACGGGAUUUCCAGGGCCUGAAGGGCCAAAGGGUGAGCCAGGGAUUAUGGGCCCUUUUGGAUUGCCUGGAGCAUCAAUUCCUGGACCACCUGGGCCAAAGGGAGAGAGAGGAGGACUCGGGAUGCCUGGAUUUAAGGGAGAACCUGGACUUUCUAUUCGAGGACCAAAGGGUGCUCAAGGUCCACAGGGACCAGUGGGUCCGCCAGGACUCAAAGGUGAUGGUUAUCCUGGUGUGGCUGGACUUCGAGGCUUACCAGGACCCCCUGGGCCAAUGGGUUUACGUGGAGUUGGGGACACUGGAGCAAAGGGAGAGCCUGGUGUGAGAGGCCCUCCAGGUCCCUCUGGGCCUCGGGGCAUAGGAACCCAGGGACCAAAGGGUGAUAUGGGGCAGAAAGGACUGCCUGGUCCCCCAGGCCCCCCUGGAGAUGGAUUGCAAGGAAUUAAAGGGGAACAAGGACCUCAAGGCUUUCCAGGGAUAAAGGGUGUGAUGGGCCGCGGUCUCCCAGGACAGAAGGGAGAGCAUGGAGAACGAGGUGGUGUAGGGAAGAAAGGUGAUAAAGGGGACAUCGGAGAGCCUGGAUCUCCUGGAGAACAGGGAUUACAAGGACCAAAAGGAGACCUGGGACUUACAAGAGAAGAAAUUAUCAAACUUAUUUUUGAAUUAUGUGGUUGUGGGCCCAAAUGCAAAGAGGCUCCGCUAGAGCUGGUGUUUGUGAUUGACAGUUCAGAAAGCGUGGGGCCAGAGAACUUUCAGAUCAUCAAAAAUUCUGUGAAGACUCUGACUGAUCAGGUCACUCUGGAUCUUGCCACAGCCCGCAUAGGCAUAAUCAACUAUAGUCAUAAGGUGGAAAAAGUAGCUCAUUUGACACAGUUUUCCAGCAAAGAUGACUUCAAGCUGGCUGUGGACAACAUGCAGUACCUGGGGGAAGGCACCUACACUGCCACAGCUCUCCGUGAAGCCAACCACAUGUUCGAGGCUGCAAGGCCAGGUGUGAAGAAGGUGGCCCUGGUCAUCACUGACGGGCAGACGGAUACCCGCGAUGAAAACAACCUGACCCGUGUGGUACAGAAUGCCAGUGAUAACAAUGUGGAAAUAUUUGUGAUUGGGGUGGUGAAGAAAAGUGACCCUAAUUUUGAAAUGUUACAAAAAGAAAUGAAUCUAAUUGCUACUGACCCAGAUAGUGAGCACGUUUAUCAAUUUGAUGACUUCGUUACCCUGCAAGACACACUGAAUCAAAAAUUGUUUAAAAAAACUUGUGAGGAUUUUGAUUCCUACCUCAUUCAAGUUUUGGGUUCACCGACACUUCAACCUGGAUUUGGGAUGUCAGGAGAAGAACUCAGGGCAUCCACUUCAGCGCCUCAGGAAGAAAAUUCUGAAUCUAUCAUUGUCCCCAGAGUCCAAGAUGAAAAGAACAAGUCUCCAAUGCCUACUGGGGCUGAAAGCCUGGUUGCCUCUCCUUUAUCCGAAGCUAUGACCAACCAGAUGCCAUUGCUCAGCACUCCUGAGCAUGGGACAGAGAACCUGGAAAUGAGAACUCCAAGUCCCAUUUUUAUUUUACAGCAAGAAAAGUUGAUGCACAAAGACCCUAGAUGUUUGGAAGUCCUGAAGCCUGGAAACUGUGAUAACUAUGUGGUUCGAUGGUAUUAUGACAGACAGGUCAACUCUUGUGCCCGUUUUUGGUUCAGUGGCUGUAAUGGCUCAGGAAACAGAUUCUACAGUGAAAAGGAAUGUCAAGAAAUCUGCGUUCAAGGAUGAGUCAGUGACCCUCAUUUAAUUUCGGCAGUGCCUAAAAGAACUAAAGGAAGGAGGCGAUGGAAGCACAGCCAACUUAGCAGAAACAAUUUCAUGUAGCUUAAUUACAUGCUUAUGUAAUACUUGAUUCUACAAAAGAAUAUAUGCAAGAUACUGGUAAAUUUAAAAAUUCGAUACUAAGAUGAACACCAGUGAACAGAUCACAGAGAAUGAACCAAGUAUAACCAAUUCUAUUGAAGCUUCCUGUUCCUCCCCAUCUUGAACUUUGUGUUUACCAUUUCAGUUUGCUAUUGGUUUUGUUACGUAAUUUUACAAAUGAAAUCCUAUGUCUCCGUGUAUCUCUGAACAAUACAUAGUCUUGCUUAUUGUAGAGCUUUAUAAAAAUCUCAUACUCUAGUCUUCUACAG